UUUGGACCCACUAUGUCGUCUAUUGUUGUGGCAUGUUUGGUAUUCGUCCUGCUGGGCUCGGGGCAGGCUCAGGUUGCCACACAGACUCAGGAGCAGAGCCAGAGUCGGGGCCAGGGGCAGGACAGCUCUGCCACCCCUUGGAGGCAGGUGAUACAAUGGGAGAACAAUGGCCGGCUGUUUAGCCUGCUGAAUAGUGGAGCUGAAUAUGUCCCUGCUGUGGCAAGAGCCCAGGACAGAGGUCCAAGGGUAGUUGUAGCAGACACUCCUCAACGUUCGUCACAUAGACCUCAGGGAGGCAAUGUCCGCCGACAGGCUCCACCAAGAGGAUCCUCUGAAACUGUCCGUGGGCAGGCAAGGCAUCCUUUUGGAUUUGGGCAAGUGCCUGACAACUGGAGACAAACUGUGGGCAGCACAGGGGGUAGUUCGUUCCAAGGAUCCUCUAGCCCUCGCUUCAGGCCAUCCACAGGAUCUUCAUCAUCAUCGUCAUCAUCAUCAUCCUUUUCUUCAUCAUCUUAUAAUAUUCCAUCCUACCCACAGAACCCAUUUCCUCAACAGACUCCCUUCCAACCAGUACCUUAUGACCCUAGUAUUGUAGAAGGGCAAGGAAGGAGCUAUGAGCCGCCUUUUCAGCCCGUUGCAGGAUAUGGCGGUGGAGGAUAUGGCGGUGGGGUAUAUGGCGGUGGGGGAUAUGGCGGUGGGGGAUAUGGUGGUGGAGGAUAUGGCGGUGGAGGGUAUGUUCCUGGACAGGGGACUGGUGGAGUGUAUGCAGGUAUGGCCCCAGUGCUCCCAGGUUCUCCCUCUGAUUUUACUGAUGAUGGCUACCGUUACUACCAGACUUAUGGCAAUGGGCCCAAUCCUGCAGUGCCUGCGGUGCCUGCGGUACCUGCGGUGCCUGCACGUGCUGCCCAACCACCAUUUGCAGAUGGCCUGGACCACAGAUACACCCACAGUAUCUUCAAUGGGGAGACUGCUCCUGCUGUCCCUGCUGUAUCUGCCCCUGAUGCCAACCAGGCAGCUCCCAUUAUAGUGGACAGGACAGGACAAGCGGGUCAACCACAAGUCAGGAGCCCUCAGUAUGAGCAGUUUCCUCCAUUUGGAAGACCCCAGCCUCCUUUCCUGCAGCCCGUUCCUCAAGGCCGAAGUUCUCCAAACUCUGGCCUCGAGAACCCCAUCAUGAAUGUCGGGAGUGUGUACAGACCAGAACAGAGAGGUUUGCCGGAUCUGGUUCCUGAUCCCAACUAUGUCCAGGCUUCCACAUAUAUCCAGAGAGCCCACAUGUACUCUCUCCGCUGUGCUGCUGAGGAAAAAUGUCUUUCAAGCUCUGCCUAUGAACCCGAGGUCACAGACUACGAUGUAAGGGUCCUGUUGCGAUUUCCUCAGAGGGUGAAGAACAAGGGGACUGCCGACUUCAUGCCCAACCGGCCACGUCAGACCUGGGAGUGGCAUAGCUGUCACCAGCACUACCACAGCAUGGAUGAGUUCAGCCACUAUGAUUUACUGGAGGUCAGUUCUGGCCGUAAAGUGGCAGAGGGACACAAGGCUAGCUUCUGUCUGGAGGACACCACCUGUGACUUUGGUCACCUGAAGCGCUAUGCCUGUACCACUCACACUCAGGGUCUGAGCCCAGGCUGCUACGAUACAUACAAUGCUGAUAUCGACUGCCAGUGGAUCGAUAUCACGGACAUCCAGCCUGGGAAAUACAUACUAAAGCUCCAGGUUAAUCCCAAAUUCUUGGUGCUGGAGUCAGACUUCACCAACAAUGUGGUCAGGUGUAACAUACACUACACAGGACGGUUUGUUACAACAAACAACUGCAAGAUAACACAGUCUUGAUCAGGCACUGGAAGUCUGCCACACUAGAGUGACCCUGAUUGCUAUUCCAUUGAAAUGUGAAUGGAAUCCAUUUGUUAUUGGUU
Messenger RNA from Anoplopoma fimbria (sablefish), 1916 nucleotides. RefSeq names its product lysyl oxidase-like 1 (gene loxl1). The record is from RefSeq and is a predicted model, not a curated record. Gene Ontology annotation, biological process: peptidyl-lysine oxidation. Bases 13 to 1833 code for a protein of 606 amino acids. Gene Ontology annotation, molecular function: copper ion binding; protein-lysine 6-oxidase activity. The transcript has 7 exons. NCBI's taxonomy places the organism in Eukaryota, Metazoa, Chordata, Actinopteri, Perciformes, Anoplopomatidae.